Messenger RNA from Vanderwaltozyma polyspora DSM 70294, 1602 nucleotides. RefSeq names its product carboxypeptidase C PRC1 (gene PRC1). Gene Ontology annotation, molecular function: serine-type carboxypeptidase activity. The coding region runs from base 1 to 1602 and encodes 533 amino acids. Gene Ontology annotation, biological process: proteolysis. Gene Ontology annotation, cellular component: fungal-type vacuole. Lineage: Eukaryota; Fungi; Ascomycota; Saccharomycetes; Saccharomycetales; Saccharomycetaceae. The transcript has a single exon. The record is from RefSeq and is a predicted model, not a curated record.
AUGAAAUUGUCUAUAGUCUAUGGUAUACUGUUGUACACCAUAGCAGCACAAGCAGCUUUUAUUCCAGACCAAAUUAACUUCUUCAACGGUAUUCAUGACAAAUUGUACGUAAAGAAGUUUAUCUCAAAGGCCAUCACUUCAUUGGGUUUGGACGUAUCCAUCACAGAUAUCCCUAGCCAUGUUUUAGACUACUGGUAUAAUAUCCCAAAGGCGGACUUAUUGAAUAUACAGUUCACCUCCUCUCCAAAGGGUAACAUCAUCUCAAAGGAUGUAGAGAACUGGGAUGAUUCUUUGAUGAAUUACUAUGACAAUGAAUUGUACCAAUUGCGUGUUAAUAAGGUGAAGGACCCUCAAGUCUUGGGAAUUGACCCAGAUGUAAAGCAAUAUUCAGGGUAUUUGGACGUUAAGAACAAAGAUAAGCAUUUCUUCUAUUGGUUUUUUGAAAGUAGAAACGAUCCUGCUAAUGACCCAGUUAUCUUAUGGUUGAACGGUGGUCCAGGCUGUUCCUCAAUGACAGGUUUGUUCUUCGAAUUGGGCUCCUCUUCUAUCGACAAAGGUUUGAAACCAGUUCACAACCCUUUCUCCUGGAACUCUAACGCUUCUGUCAUCUUCUUGGAUCAACCUGUCAACGUAGGUUUUUCAUAUUCUGAUAAACCUGUCUCUGACACAGUUGCUGCCGGUAAAGAUGUCUAUGCCUUCCUGGACUUAUUCUUCAGACAAUUCCCUCAAUACAAGAACAAUGGCCAAACUUUCCAUAUCGCUGGUGAAUCCUACGCUGGUCACUACAUCCCUGUAUUUGCUGAGGAAAUCCUAAAAUACUCUCCUUCUGAAAGAUCCUUCAAUUUAUCCUCUGUCAUGAUCGGUAACGGUUUGACCGAUCCUCUAAAUCAAUACGCAUUCUACGAACCAAUGGCCUGCGGUAAAGGUGGUGCCCCACCUGUUUUGAACCAACAAGAAUGUGCCAACAUGCAUCAAUCAUUGGACCGUUGUCUAUCGUUGAUCAACUCCUGCUACGAAAGCGAAUCCGUUUGGUCUUGUGUUCCAGCAUCCAUCUACUGUAACAAUGCUCAAUUGGGACCUUACCAACGUACUGGUAAGAACGUUUACGACAUAAGAAAAGACUGUGAAGGCGGUAACUUGUGCUAUCCUCAAUUGCAGUACAUUGACGAUUUCCUAAACCUAAAGAAGGUUCAAUCAGCAUUGGGCGCAGAAGUAGACAAAUUCCAAUCCUGUAACUUCGACAUCAACAAGAACUUCCUAUUCAAUGGUGACUGGAUGAAACCAUACCAAAAGUCUGUCACUAAACUAUUGAACAAAGGUCUACCAGUCUUGAUCUACGCCGGUGACAAGGAUUUCAUCUGUAACUGGUUAGGUAACGAAAAUUGGACUAAUCAAUUGAAAUGGCAAUUCUCAACCCAAUACAAGAACAGUCCAACUAAAGACUGGAGUUCUGAAAGUGGGAAAGCAGUGGGAACUAAAAAGUCAUUCAAGAACUUCACUUUCUUAAGAAUCUUCGACGGUGGGCAUAUGGUCCCUUACGAUCAACCUGAAAACUCUUUACAAAUGUUAAACAGUUGGAUUCAUGGCAACUACAGAUUAUAG